AUGCUCUCCAUAUUCAACAAGCUCAAGUCCGAGAAGCCCUCGAAGAAGAAGGCCACCACUGCUACUACGGCCUGCAAUCAGCACGCCCCCAGCCGCUGGGGUGGCUGCAACUCUGACGGUGGUUGGGAUGCAAAGGAGGUUGCGUGUGAUAAGGAAGCAGGUGCGUGUGGAGGCGGUUGCGGCGGAGGUUGCGGAGGCGGAGGGUGCGGUGGAGGAUGUGGUGGUGGUGCGAAGUAG
Molecule: messenger RNA, 237 nt
Organism: Morchella sextelata
Lineage: Eukaryota; Fungi; Ascomycota; Pezizomycetes; Pezizales; Morchellaceae
Exons: 3
Coding region: 1-237 (78 amino acids)
Source: RefSeq, a predicted model, not a curated record